Molecule: messenger RNA, 2637 nt
Organism: Peronospora matthiolae
Lineage: Eukaryota; Oomycota; Peronosporomycetes; Peronosporales; Peronosporaceae
Source: the annotation of a GenBank genome assembly
AUGCGGCGCCUGAGCUCCAAAGGCGGUGGCAAGAACUGUAGUCUCAAGACCGAGGACGACGUCGAGGAACUCGUGCAGACGCUCGUGGCGCAGAUUCACGCCAAGCUCAAGAGCGAACUGAACUUGCGCGAGGUCUUGAUCCCCAAUGCGAAAGCUGAGGCGCGCUGCAGCAUCUUUGUCUCGCCCAACUACGCGGCGUGUGCCAAGCUCUGCGUCUUCAUGCAGCCGGGCGAAGGGAUGCAGCCAGGUAUGUGGAGCAAGACGAUUCAUCCAAAGACGGGGUUCCAGGGCUCAAUGAUUCCGUACUUGAAGACGGCCAUUCAGGGGGGAUACGGCGUUGCGAUUUUGAACCCCAGUACGAACUUCUGCGUAGUCAACGGCCAUCGAGCCAAGAUUUUGCACUCGUCGACGCCUGAGGCCCACGUGUCGUACGUCUGGAAGAACUAUAUUGUGCCUAACGCAGCGCAGGAGAUCAGCUUUAUUGUGUACGACCAUGCUGGUGUAUUGCUGAAGACGUUCUUGUCCUCGCUUAGUACACAUGAACAACAGCGGGUUGGCGGCAUUGCGUUUAUUGAGUCAGCGCACCAGAUUUCGUCAGGAGACUCCGCUGCGUUACGAGAACUGCUGCGUGACAAAGCGGUAAACUUCGAGGCUUCGACGGAGCCCAUGUUUACGGUCAUUGGGUCGUCGCAGGCACGACUUGGAUGCACAUCGCUGUCGGUGGGACGCACUUCAAGCGAGGCAAACAACAGCGAGUGGACGGUCCACUCUGUGCAAACGUCCGCUUUCGUUUUUCUGCACUCCAUUGCAAAUGGGAUCGAAGAUUCUUUGCACGCCAUUCGUGCUACAUUUCCCAACAAGCUUAUUGUGACGGUAAAUCGUGCGCGGCUUACUGGCCAGCCAUACAAUAACCCGUUUGCCGUGGUGCAAUGCGCGGGGCAGAAGAAGGAUACGGUGGGAAGUCAUAAGCACACGAUGGACCCGGAAUGGAAUCAAACGUUCUCUUUCCCUGUCACGUCCAUUGAAGCAAAGGUGGUUGUCGUGGUGAAAGACCGAUCAUUUCCGAUGAACACGUCUUUGGGCCAGGUCGUUGUUAACAUGAGUGAGGUGGGGCUCAAUCGCGCUGAUCGACGAUGGUUCUCUUUGCGCGACGAGAAGUUGCCAACGGUACACGGUAAUGGCGAGGUUGAGCUAACACUUGAGUGGUUGCACGAUACCUUCGUUGCUCGUUCUGACUCGUUCAUUCGUGGAAAUCGCAUGCCAACGCUGGAAGCCCAGCAACGGGAUCGCCAGAGCGCGGACGAUGAGAACUUCUGCUACCUGUGCAAGACUACUUUUGUAUUGCGCCGGCGUCGAUAUUGCCGUAUGUGCUUGCGUCUAGUUUGCGCAUCGUGCUCUGAUCGCUUGUUCCUUCCUGGAUUCAGCGAGCCAAAACGAGUAUGCUCGGGCUGCUGCGAUCUUCAAAUGAUGCUGCACAACAAGCUUCCACAAAUGAGCCCGAAUGGUCCAGCACGAGCACCGUCUCAAGAUAAACUGGAUGAGCACGCCCAGCGUAUGGAGGCGAUGCGAAAGCGAGAGGAAGCUGAGAAGCGCCCUCUUUCGAUCAGCGACUUUGAUCUGCUUAAGGUUGUCGGUCGUGGCGCCUUUGGUAAGGUGCUUCUUGUCCGCAAGAAGGACGGCAAGAAUUCUGGCCAAAUUUACGCGAUGAAAAUUCUUGUGAAGUCCCAUAUUAUCAAGAAUGAUCAAAUCGAGAAUACGAAGGCAGAGCAGCACAUUCUAAAGGAAAUCAAUCACCCGUACGUGGUGCGACUGCGGUUUGCAUUCCAGAAUGCUGACAAGCUGUAUCUGAUUAUGGACUACUACCCGGGUGGUUCGAUGUUCUACCACCUGCGCAAAUCGAAGCGUUUUUCCGAGGACCGCACGCGGUUGUACAUGGCACAGUUGCUGACAGCCCUGAUGCAUCUUCAUAGCAAACAGAUUGCGUACCGUGACCUGAAGCUCGAGAAUAUUUUGAUGGAUCCCAAGGGUAACAUCGCUUUGACCGAUUUCGGCUUGUCCAAGGAGGGUCAGAUGGUGGAAGGUGCCAUACGUUCCUCUCAAGCUGACACGGGCAUGAAAACCAUUUGCGGUACAGCGGAGUACAUGGCGCCAGAGUUACUUCGUCACCAGGCGUAUGGCAAGGUGGUCGACUGGUGGAGUUACGGUAUUUUGCUGUUCGAAAUGCUGACCGGCCGAACACCGUUCGUUGACCGCAAUCGUCGGCAGAUGUUCAAGAAUAUUAUGCAGUCAGAGGUGAUAUACCCGUCACAUAUUUCACCAGGGGCGCGGUCGCUGAUCUCGAAGCUGUUGAACCGCGAUCCGUCAAGGCGACUCGGAGGCGGUCCAAACGGCGGCCGUGAUAUCAUGGCUCAUCCUUUUUUUGAAGUAAUCGACUGGGACAAGCUGCUGCGGAAGGAGAUAGAGCCUUCUUUUGUUCCUGACGUCAACAGCGUCGAUGAUAUCACGAACGUGCCCGAGAUGUUUCAGAACAUGGCGGCCGUGGACUCCCCCGUCAACAAAAAGAAUGGCGAGGGUCAUCAUUUCGACGACUUUACGUACCAGGAGGAAGGAUAUAUAAUGCGUGUUACGCAUACCUGA